Molecule: messenger RNA, 2231 nt
Organism: Aplosporella prunicola CBS 121167
Lineage: Eukaryota; Fungi; Ascomycota; Dothideomycetes; Botryosphaeriales; Aplosporellaceae
Product: GMC oxidoreductase
Exons: 5
Coding region: 104-1858 (584 amino acids)
Molecular function (GO): flavin adenine dinucleotide binding; oxidoreductase activity, acting on CH-OH group of donors
Source: RefSeq, a predicted model, not a curated record
GUGGUCGCCCUUUAAAAGGCUGCCCGGGAAGCCGCUUCUUCGGUACGCUCUUUUUUUUCCGCAUUCCACUCUCUUAACCACGUCCAACUGACUCUCAUUCACCAUGUCUUUCGAAACCUACGACUACAUCGUGUGCGGUGGUGGCACCGCUGGUUGCGUCGUCGCCGGCCGUCUGGCUGAGGACCCCAACGCAAAGGUCUGCGUGAUCGAGGCCGGCCCCGACAACAAGGACCUCGAGAAUGUUCACAUGACUGGCGGCUGGUCGCAAAACUUCGACAAGGAGACCGACUGGAACAUCAUCGCCGAGCCCACCGCCGGCGUCAACUUCCGCCGCGUCAAGAACAGCAGGGGUAGGUUCCUUGGUGGCUGCAGUGGCUUGAACGGCACUCUGUGCAUUCGUGGUACCAAGCAGGACUAUGACGACUGGGGCCUGCCCGGCUGGUCGGGCGAGGACAUGUGGAGGUGCUUCGCCAAGGCCGAGACUUUCCACCCCAAGGACUGGCAUGAUGCUGCCAUGGAGCAGCACGGUACCAAGGGCCCUCUGCACACUGAGCCUCACGAUCUCGCUCCCAUUUCCCAGCGCAUCAUGCAGUCUCUUGAAAGCCAGGGUCUGCCUUACAACGCCGACAUGUUCACCACUGGCGCCGUCGCUAACGGCUGCGGCCACGCCCCCCGUACCGUCCACCAAGGUCUGAGGACCACUGGUGCCGACUUCAUCACCAAGGACCAGAAGCGUGACAACAUCACCAUCAAGACCGACUGCAUCGUCGACAAGGUGGUGCUGGAGAAGAAGGACGGCGAGCUGGUCGCCACGGGCGUCGAGAUCUUCGUCAAGGACGCGGAGAAGUCGACCAUCGUCAAGGCCACCAAGGACAUCGUCCUGAGCGCGGGCGCCUACUGCAGCCCCGCGAUCCUGAUGCGCUCGGGCAUCGGCGCCAAGGACGAGCUCACCAAGGUCGGCAUCGAGACGGCGGUCGACCUCCCCGGUGUGGGUAAGAACCUGAUGGACCACGCCAUCGUGUUCGCGUUCUACGAGGUGGACAAGCCGGGCCUGACCAACGAUGAGUACGCGCACCACACGGGCGGCCUAGCGGCGAGCUACAAGCUGUGGAAGGAGAAGAAGACGGGUUUCCUGUCGACGUUCCCGUUCGGCGCGUUUGCAUACGCGCGCAUUGAAGACCGCCUGCAAGACUCGCGCAAGUGGCGCGAGGCCACGCGCCCCGUCAUCGGCGGCAAGCAGCGCGACCCGAUGGGCCUGCUGCCGAACCAGCCGAACAUAGAGUUCUUCAACACGGAGCUGUACGGAGGACCGAAGCAGUACAUUGACGCGCCGGGCGACGGGCAGCACGCCUUCUCGAUCAUCACGGAGCUGUUCUCGCCGCGGUCGCGCGGCACGGUGACGCUGGACUCGAAGGACGCGCGCGCCAACCCCGUCGUCGACCACAACUACCUGGCGGACCCGCUGGACCUGCUGGUGCUGUCCGAGGGCUGCGCCAUGGCCAACGAGGUUGUCAUGUCGGGCAAGGGCACUAAGGACGUGGUCAAGGGCGCGUGGCCGCCGACGGCCAAGCACCACACGUUCAAGACGCGCGAGGACUGGGCGCCCUAUGUGCGCGAGCAGGCCACGACGUGCUACCACUCGGCGGGCACGUGCAAGAUGGGUCAGGACAGCGACCCUAUGGCCGUCCUGGACGCGCGCCUCCGCGUCCGCGGCGUCAAGGGCCUGCGCGUCGCUGACUGCAGCUCCAUGCCCCUGCUGAACCAGGGCCACACCCAAAUGCCGGCUUAUGGCAUUGGCGAGCGCGCCGCGGAGCUGGUCCUCGAGGACCACAACCCCAAGGCCUUUGUUAUUAGGUAAGGGAUGAGGAUGGGUGCGAGCAAGGAGUAGGGAGCGGUGCGGUUGGUGGAGGCUCGGUCCAGCGCAGCGCGCGAUGGUUCCGGGCGUGUACUAUAAUGUCAGGCGCGAGAGGCGCUUCUUUUGGUUCUUCCUUCGAACAUGUCGUUUAGUAUAUGAAUUUUUUUCUUGCACAGAACACACACAGAGAGUGUGAAAGCGAAAGAGAGAGAGAGAAUGACUGAGAGAAAGAAAGAGAAUACAAACAACACAACCCAACACACAGCACAACACAGCACAGCACAAACAGGAGAGGAAGGAAAGCGGUACCACCGCAGUGCAGCCUACCUAACCAGCCAGCCAUCCUAGGUAAUAACGACUCACUCAGGCUCUUGAU